AUGACAGAACAGAAACGUCUUACUACCGAAGAUUUUAGCAAUGUAUGGAAAGAUAAUAAAAAUACACUUGCAUCUGGAUUAAAAGUUGAUUUUGUUGAACAUUUAUUAAAACAACGUUUAUCACAAGAAUGGAUUGAUGCAAAACAACGUGUUAUUCAAAUAAUGAAAUUUGAUCAAUUUGAUAAUUCACAAGAAAUAAAAAUUCUUGAUAUUGGAUGUGGUUUAGGUAUUGAUUUAAUGUUAGUAGCAGAAGAAGCUAUGCGUUUAGAUAAAACAGUUUCAAUUAUUGGUUUAGAUCAAAAUUCAACUAUGAUAGAAGAAGCAAAAAAAUUAUAUGAAAGUAAAAAAGUUAAUUUAUCAUCAAAUGUAUCUAUUAAGAUAAACCAUGGUGAUAUUCUUCAAAUGGAAUUUGAUGAUAAAACUUUUGAUAUUGUCCGAUCCGAUAUUACCCUUCAACAUGUAGAUCUUUCAAAAGCUUUAAUGGAAAUUAAACGAGUAUUAAAAGUUAAUGGUCGAUUAAUAGCUUUAGAAGGUGGUGCUGGAGGAAUUUAUAGUCCUGAUGAAAUUCUAAUUAAAACAUAUGAUAGUGUUUUACCAAGUAGAAGAGAUGGUGCAACUGGUAUUCGUUUGCAAUUUAUGUUACCAAAAAUGAAUUUUGAUAUUAAAAGUUUGAAUCCAAUACCAUUUCUUCAAUCAGGUCAUUUUUUAGCAAGUCAAGAUAAAGACUGGAUUAAAAUUCGAGGAAUGGGAGAACUUUUAGUCACAAAAGGUGUUUUAACUGAAGAUGAAAGCAAAGAUUUUCAAAGACGUUAUAUUGAAGCAUGUGAAACUAAUCAAAUACUUGCCGCUUCCAUUAUAUUCAUUAUUGAAGCUGUUAAAUGCAAAUAA
Rotaria sordida is the source of this 888-nucleotide messenger RNA. The record is from the annotation of a GenBank genome assembly. NCBI's taxonomy places the organism in Eukaryota, Metazoa, Rotifera, Eurotatoria, Philodinida, Philodinidae.